Molecule: messenger RNA, 3100 nt
Organism: Amyelois transitella
Lineage: Eukaryota; Metazoa; Arthropoda; Insecta; Lepidoptera; Pyralidae
Exons: 1
Coding region: 1048-3000 (650 amino acids)
Source: RefSeq, a predicted model, not a curated record
AUCUAUAGGAAGGACUUAUGUAUAAUACACAUAAAUAUAUGUUCUAUUAAGAAACAUUUUUCAGAGCUUUUAGUUGCUAUAAAUAAUUCUUUAAAUCAUAUAGAUAUUCUAGUACUAACUGAGCCAAACAUUAACUUUUCAUUAUUGUCAUUUUAUAACAUUCCUGGAUUCGAUCUUAAUGUACAUACGCGUAAUGAGAGAAGAGGUGGCGGGGUGUUGGUAUAUUCGCGCACGAGGCUGUCCGCGCGCGCGAGCGAGACGCCUAUAUUCGCGGAUCACGAGCGGGCGGCGGAGUUUGUUUCCAUUGUGUGCGAUUGGCAAGGUGAGCAAAUCCACGUUAUUUCUAUUUAUAGACCACCAAGGUAUAAUAAUCAAAAUAAAAUAAAAGAAUUUCUUACCUACUUUUAUAAACUUUUACAGUCUUUACCUACUAAUGCAAAAGUAAUUAUAUGUGGAGAUUUAAACAUAAACUUGUUAAAAAAUAAUGAUACUUAUGUGAAGUUUUAUGAAGAUAUAUUGGCUGAAAAUGGAUACUUAAAAUGCAUUAAUGAUGUAACGAGAAGGGAAAUUUUAAAUGGUAAAUUAGUAGAAUCAUGUUUGGACCACAUUUUUAUUAAGUCACCAACAGCACUUAUUGAUUCAGCAGUAAUAAAACAUAAAAUUUCAGACCACUAUUUAGUUGCGGCCGCGAUACAAUGGAAACAAACUCGGCGAGCUAACAGUGUAAGUACCACAGUUAGCGCCUGCGCCGCGACUGCUAGAGGAGUGGGGUCGCGGCCGCGCGCGCACGUCACUGCGCAGGCGGCCGCGGCACCGCAUCCUAUACGUGCGAACCAACAACGCGUACUUGAUAAUCGAUUAGUAAGAGAAAAACUAUUAGAAACCGAUUUCGAACAUCUGUUAUGUUAUGAUUGCCCACUUAAACUGUACGAAGAACUCGCCAAAUUGUUUAGUAAUAUUUACAACCAAUGUUAUAAAUUAAAAAAUACAUCAGGAAAUAGGGAUACAAGAAAUGAAAAACCUUGGAUUAAUGAUAAAAUAAAAUAUAUGGUUAAAGAAAAAGAUAGAUUAUUUAAGAUAUGGUGCAGCGAUACAAAGAAUAUGAUAAAGCGUCUAAAUUAUACUAGAUAUAGAAAUAAAUGUCAGAAAGUAAUUUUUAGAAGUAACGUUGAGUAUGAUAAAAAGACUAUAAUAGACUGUAAUAAUAAUAUUAAAAAAAUAUGGGAUAAAAUUAAUGCUUUAUUAGGUAACAAAAAGCAAUCAUUGGACGAGUUGAUCCUUAAUAAUAUGAAAAAUAACGGAAGUAUAGAUGUCAUAUGUAACGAAUUUGCGAACACAUUUUCCAAUGAAAUCAAACAGAUAAAGCAUUCAUGUGAUCAAAAAUGGUUAGAUAGAAAUAGUUAUAUUAAUCCAUCGAGCGUGUUUAUGAGGUGGCAACCGGUUGACAGUAAUGAUGUUAAAAAAAUUAUAGAUAAAAUGGAUAAAAAUAAAUCGCCAGGAAGCGACCUUGUACGCAUGUCCGAUUUGAAACUAAUUGUUGAUAAGAUUAGCCCUGUUUUAGCAAAAUUAAUAAACUUGUCUGUGAAAAAUAAAAAAUUUCCUACUAAAUUAAAAGAAGCCAUAAUACGUCCAAUCCAUAAAAGAGGGAAUAAAAAGGUAUAUUCCAAUUUCAGACCAAUAGCAAUAUUAUCAGCUAUCGACAAAAUAAUAGAAAAAAGUAUAGUUAAUCAAAUUGGUACCUAUUUACAAAAAAACAAUAUUCUUAAUGAAUGUCAACACGGUUUUCAGAAACAGAAAAGUACAAAUACGCUAUUAUCUAAAUUUACGGACGAUAUUAAUACACAUUUAGAAAACAAAAAAAUUGUUGUAGCUGUUUUUUAUGACUUUAAGAAGGCAUUUGAAACCCUAGAUAUGGAUACCCUCUUGAAGGGCAUGGAGGAAUGCGGAUUGGGACAGCCGCUGAACCAAUGGUUCAGCGACUACCUUACUGGACGCUCUUAUAGAGUGAAGGUCGGAGACACGCUAAGUGACGAAAAAUUAGUCGAUUGCGGCGUCCCGCAGGGGUCGGGGUGUGGUCCUGUCUGUUACCUGAUGCACGUUAACGGCCUCUGCGGAGCGCUGCAGCACUGCUCCGCGUACAUGUUCGCCGACGACCUGUGCACGCUGAGCGCAGGAACAGACCUUGCCGAGACGUGCCGUUUAGUCCAGCGGGACGUAGACGCGGUGGUGAAAUGGUCACAUGAUAAUGGCAUCAUUUUAAAUACAGAAAAAACGAAAUUGCUUAUAAUUCACUCACCUCAUCUCCGCCCCGUGGAAUCUCCGCCUCCGUUAUUUGCUCAUAGUUUCGAAUGCUUCCAUGAUAAUAAUUUAGAUUGCAAAUGUACACCUAUUGAAAAUGUCAGUUCUGUAACUUACCUGGGUGUCAAAAUAGACACUAAAUUUUCCUGGGAAUCCCAUAUAGAUUAUAUAUGUAAUAAAUUAAGAAUACUACUAGGAAAAUUUUAUCACCUAUGUUUUAAAGUACCUACAUCAGUAUUGAAAUGUUUAUACUUCGCCUUAGUCGAUUCUAUAUUGGGAUACGCUCUUGAUUGCUAUGGACUAACUUUCAAAACUUACAUCGAUAGAUUAGAAGCACUACAAAUCAGAUUCUUAAAACUAUUAGUCAACAGAAAAACAAAAAUUCAUUGUAAAGGAGAUUAUACUAAAUUAUUUAAAAUAUGCAAAAUCUUACCAGUAAGCUUAAAACAUAAAUACCUUUUGGCAGUUAAUAACCAUGGCAAACGGGAUCUCAGCUUAGCGUUGAUUAGACAUGGGCGUGGCACUAGGUCAGUAACCACAGGCAAAUAUAAGGUCCCCAGAGUAAACAAUUACUUUGGAGAUAGAACUUUAAAAAAACGUUUACCGUAUCUUCUUAAUAGUUUACCUGAAAAUAUCAGACUGGAACCACGCUUAUGCCGAUUCAAGAAUAUGUUAAAAAAAUAUUUACUCGAAUCACUGUAAUUCUUUUGAUCUUAUAAGAUAGUUUAUGAUUUAAGUACCUACAUAUAAGUAUAAAUGAGACUAUUACCUGCAGUCAAACCGCGUAAGCAGUUUUGCAGGA